Messenger RNA from Aspergillus candidus, 843 nucleotides. Its product is annotated as SNAP receptor SEC22. The record is from RefSeq and is a predicted model, not a curated record. Gene Ontology annotation, molecular function: SNAP receptor activity. The coding region runs from base 70 to 717 and encodes 215 amino acids. Gene Ontology annotation, biological process: retrograde vesicle-mediated transport, Golgi to endoplasmic reticulum; vesicle fusion with Golgi apparatus; endoplasmic reticulum to Golgi vesicle-mediated transport. The transcript is spliced from 5 exons. Lineage: Eukaryota; Fungi; Ascomycota; Eurotiomycetes; Eurotiales; Aspergillaceae. Gene Ontology annotation, cellular component: endoplasmic reticulum membrane; Golgi membrane; SNARE complex.
AGGUCACAGCUUGCUUAUCGCUUGGAAAGCUGAAGAUUAUCUCCACUUGUGCUGUAACACUUCGACACGAUGGUUCGAUCCACUCAGAUCGCCCGGCUUGAUGGCCUGAUGUUGGCUGCGUCUGUCGAUGACGAACAGGCCGAGACCGAACUGGCCGAGAUCAAGUCGCAGGUCAAAAUGGUCUUUCGUCGCCUGAGUCGCAAUUCCGCGCCGCAGGUCAGUAUUGAGUCUGGGCAGUAUAAUUUACACUACUUGAUCCAGGAUGAUAUUUGCUUUCUUUGUAUAUGCGACCGGUCCUACCCUCGCAAACUGGCCUUUACCUAUCUGGCGGAUCUCGCGACGGAAUUCACCACCACUUACUCCGCUGCGCAAUACCAUUCCCCGACCCUGCGACCGUAUGCGUUUGUCGAGUUUGAUACCUUUAUUCAACGCACCAAGAAGCUAUACCAGGAUGGCCGUGCCACGCAGAACCUCGACAAGCUGAACGAUGAGCUGCGGGAUGUGACCAAGGUUAUGACCAAGAAUAUCGAGGAUCUCCUGUACCGUGGUGAUAGCUUGGAGCGCAUGGGCGAGCUAUCAGGGCGCCUGCGCGAGGAUAGCAAAAAGUAUAGGAAAGCGGCGGUCCGCAUCAACUGGGAGUUGUUGUUGAAGCAGUAUGGGCCAUUUGCGGGCGUUGGGUUCUUUAUUAUUCUUUUCCUCUGGUUGCGUUUCUUCUAGCCACGUCGCAGGUGGUCAUGUCUUUCGUGGGUAUCCGGUCAUAGGCACACCCGUGUACAUACAUAAUUUUUAAAGGGCGGCUGCAGGACACUGCCCUCUAGUCAAUCACCCAAGCCGUUAGGAUCG